Xenopus laevis (African clawed frog) is the source of this 3161-nucleotide messenger RNA. It is a transcript of the gene ark2c.L, whose product is annotated as ring finger protein 165 L homeolog. Bases 77 to 1507 code for a protein of 476 amino acids. Gene Ontology annotation, molecular function: ubiquitin protein ligase activity; zinc ion binding. The record is from RefSeq and is a predicted model, not a curated record. Gene Ontology annotation, cellular component: PML body; nucleus. NCBI's taxonomy places the organism in Eukaryota, Metazoa, Chordata, Amphibia, Anura, Pipidae. The transcript has 8 exons. Gene Ontology annotation, biological process: positive regulation of BMP signaling pathway; motor neuron axon guidance.
CAAAGUACAAACCAGCCAAGGGUCCAAAAAGAAGCCCAAAUCCAAUCCUUGGCUAGUUUUUACUUUCAAAACCCACAUGGGCUUUAAAUUAGUAGCCCAAUUUAGCUGGAAAACAGCAAACCUGGCAAACCCUGACCCCCAGGUUUCUCCCAUUCAUGAACAAACCCAUAAAGGAAGCGGCGGAGGGAAAAGCGUUUUGUCAGUGCGGCCGAGCGAUUGGGAGCUGCUUGCCCUCCCCCCAGGCCGCCUCUCAUUGGCUAAGCUCGCUGGGCUUAGGGGAGAGCCCCUCCCUUUGUGUCAGGGCAGCUGGAAGGUAUUUGAAUGUACAGUGGGGGGAUCUGAAGCCGCAGCAGCAACCGGAUCAUUUCCAUGGAGCGACUGUCUGGCAGCAACGAGCAGCUUCUUCUUCUUCUUCACUAGGACCCGACUCUCAGCGACCUCCCAGCACGUCCGACCCAGGAUGGUUCUGGUGCACGUUGGAUAUUUAGUUCUUCCAGUCUUUGGCUCCGUGCGGAACCGAGGUGCCCCAUUUCAGCGUUCCCAGCAUGCUCAUGCUACCUCCUGCCGUCAUUUCCACCUGGGCCCCCAGCCUCAGCUCCCAGACUUCUCUCUACAUCACCACCCUGUCCAGCCACAACCAGGAAUGACCACGCACAUGGCCACGGCCCACCAGCAUAAUGGGCCACUGCACCAGCCCCUGCCACCCCUUCCAGGCCUGCAAUUCCAGGAGGUGGCGGGACCCUCCUUCCUACCUCAGGCCCUGCACCAGCAAUACCUCCUCCAGCAGCAACUUCUAGAGGCCCAGCACCGCAGACUCGUCCCUCACCCAAGGCGUACUCAAGAGCGCAUGUCUGUCCAUCCUCACCGGUUACGCCCAGGCUUUGACUUCAGCCACCAACUACAAAUUUCUCAACCAUUGGGGCCUCGAUACUUGGCUGAAGGCACAGACUGGGACCUCAGCGUGGAUGCAGGUUUGACUCACGCCCAGUUCCAGGUUAGGCCGGUCCCACAGCAUUAUCAGCAUUACCUGACAACUCCACGAUUGCACCACUUCCCUAGGAGCACUUCUUCAACUCAGAUGGUCGUCCAUGAGAUCAGAAAUUACCCCUACCCACAGCUCCACCUGCUGGCGCUCCAAGGUCUCAGCCCGACGCGGCACACGUCUGCAGUGAGGGAAAGCUAUGAAGAGCUGCUACAGUUGGAGGACAGACUGGGGAGUGUGAGUCGAGGAGCAGUGCAGAACAUCAUCGAGAGGUGCACCUUUCCACACAAGUACAAGAAGAGGAUUCCACAUGAUUGGAAAGAUGCAAAAGAAGACGAGGAAGAGUCGGAUACAGAUGAGAAAUGCACAAUAUGUCUGUCCAUGCUGGAGGAUGGGGAGGACGUCAGGAGGUUACCCUGUAUGCAUCUGUUCCAUCAAGUGUGCGUAGACCAAUGGCUAGCGACGAGCAAGAAGUGCCCAAUCUGUAGAGUGGACAUUGAGACACAGCUUGGCGCCGACAGCUGAGACCGCCUCUUUCCUCUAUGUUGACGCACCAUUUUACUUAUCAGGUCAUGUGGCCAUCGCCUGCAGCAAACAUUUGCCUUCUGAGCCAUUUGAUAUAGAGCAAUGCCUGCGAGCACCGUAUCCUGACGAUGAGUUUGUGGGCCCAUAGUCAUUCUAGAGGAUCUUAACAGCCAUAAAGCCCCGAUGAUGAGAUUGGAAGCUGGUCUUCCCCAAGCCAAAGGGUCCGAGUGGUGAAGAGGACAAGAAGCCGUGAUGGUGAAGGUAUCCUGUUGUGGCCAAUCCUGUCCUUGAAGGGAUUGCUUGUAUAUACCUCUCAAAUCAUUAGCGCCCCCUAGGGGUCCUUAGCUAUUUCUGUGGAUGGCAACUGGAGCAUGUUCUUACUGAUUAACCCUAAUGUUCGGUGUUUGGUGCACUAGUCGCCCCGUGGUGGUGGACUUCUUCUUGCUCUUGCCCUCAUUUUGCACCAAAUAAUCAUUUUCCUGUGGAUCUGUUAUUUUUUUUAUGUUGAAUUAUGAUUUUGGUGCCUGAAUGAGCCGUUACGGUCAAAGCAAAAACAUCCGGACUCCUCAACUUCCACCGUAAGAGGAGGCCCCAAUCCUGUUUACAGUAAGAAAAGAAAAGGAUUGGGAGCCUCGCUGGGGUCUGCGUUUAUUUAUUUGCUUCGGUUUAUGUUUACAGUGGGGGCGUUACUAAGGUGGGGGGGGCCUCAAAUGAACAAAACCUUUCUGUCUAUAAUGAAGGAGUCGCUGGGUUCUGCCCGCUGAUGCUGGAUUCCACUUAAAUAAGCACAAAACAUUCUGCCAUAUUUGUCCUCAAAUGUCUCAGGCCGUAGUGUCUCGCGAGAGCGCCCGCUAUGGACGCAAACAGAUGCAGGAACCUGUCGUCUUUGGUCAACACAAGCCUCCCCAAAAUUGUGAUAGAAACACCAAAAAGGGAGCACUUUGUACUGCCAUAACUGUCCUCUUGGUACUCCCACACCCAACAGAACCAGAGUGCCGCCAUCUUGCCCUAGGCCAACAGCAAGGGGUAAUUUUUAGGGAUGCACCAAAUCCAAACCCUUAUUUACAUAUUCAAAUAUGAACAGACUAAUUGGCAAAAAAAAAUGGACUUUCAUUCUAAAGUCCCCUGACUUCGAGUAUUUGGAAACCUGGAUCUGGUGCAGCCCCAGUAAUCUGAUAGCACAAUAGAAUUCUCAGUCUUGCCUCUAGAAUUGGACCCAUCAGUAUUACCGCAUUAGGGUUAGGUUCCAGGCAUUGAGCUUUAUACCAAAAUGUGCCAAAAAAUGGGAAGGAGCGAAGGUUAGUCAUGUGAUUCUUUGCUUGUCAUGGCAGUCGAAGUUAAAAAAAAAGGGGGCGGUACUUUGGGAAGAUCAUUGGGGAUGUCCGAAAUGGUGCUUAUAUUAUAAAAAGCUAUUCCGAUUAGCCGGUCACCAUUAAUCCUGGGACCCAGUUCCCACAUGCACUUGAAAUUAAAUACUCCUGGUUGCUUAACCAAUGAGAGACAAGGGAAUCAUUAAAAGGCCAAAUCUACCUUUAAAGGAUAAGUAAACCUUGAAAAUAAGUGAAUGUAAAAUUGAUGAGGGAGCUAUUCUAAGCACUUUUGCAAUGUACAUUCAUUAUGUAUUUCGUUUUAAUUCCAAGAUAUUAAGGGAUAC